Galleria mellonella (greater wax moth) is the source of this 1385-nucleotide messenger RNA. RefSeq lists its product as uncharacterized. The record is from RefSeq and is a predicted model, not a curated record. Gene Ontology annotation, biological process: phospholipid metabolic process; arachidonate secretion. Lineage: Eukaryota; Metazoa; Arthropoda; Insecta; Lepidoptera; Pyralidae. The coding region runs from base 215 to 1231 and encodes 338 amino acids. The transcript has 4 exons.
CUAUCAAUUUAGCAGUGGCAGCGCGGCGCACGGUCCUGACGGAAGUAUGGAGCAGCACGGGUGAAACCAGCGCCGCCGGUGACCGCGAACUUGACGUCACGCCGAAGAAAGCACGGCCUCCGGCUCCGGGGCUCGCCGUCGCCAGUCCUCGAGCGACGACCGCGCUGUACGCACGCACGCGACAUGGACGAAUGCGGCUCAUACAAACAUUAAAAUGUCAUUCCGGCGGUUGAUUAGCGCGGUGCGGUCGGCCCGGGAGGCGCUGACCCGCGGUGCGCCCAUGGCGGACGGUCUCCUCAAAUCUUUGGUAUCCUUAAUGGUGAUAUUUUGCAUCGCGGUGUCCUCGCCACCGUCGGCGUGUGCUAAGCCGUUCUCGUUCAGUCUCCCGGCGGGGUGGUCGCUGGCGGGGCUGGUCGGCAGCGUGGGGGCGCGCUCCGAGGACGCCGAGCGGCGGGAGGCGGCCGGCGUGAAGCCGUACACGGGCCGCCGCGUCAGCAACGACACCCUGCGGAUGAUCUACUACCACGACCAGACGGUCGCCGUGGUGGAACUGGGCCCCGGCAAGCUGCUCCUCAACUGCGAGCUCAUCGAAACAUACGACGAGGAUGACACGAGCCGGCUCCUUCGGCAGUUGAGUCGCAUCAAUCGGCCACUAGGGGUCACCUUCCACCAGAUGAUCAAGCUGAUGAGCCAGUGCCAGCAGGUAACUCCACGGACACGCGCACAGGUAGAAGGCGUGGAAGCGUCCGAUGAGAACGAGGGCAGCGUAGGAGCGGCGGCGAGCGGCGGCGCCGGCGCGGCGUGGCGCGCGGACGGCGCGGGCGCACGCGCACGUCUCGACGCCGGCGGCGCGCACGCCGGCUUGCUCGGCGGCAGCCCCCUCACGCUGCUGCAGGGGAUCAUACCUGGUACAAAAUGGUGCGGAACGGGAGACAUAGCCGCCAACUACCACGAUCUGGGUGCCGACCGGCGGCUCGACCGCUGCUGCCGCACCCACGACCUCUGCCCCACCAAAGUCAGGGCCUUCUCCAAGAGAUACAACCUCACCAACAACUCGCUCUACAGCAAGUCGCACUGUACCUGCGACGACAUGCUCUUCGAUUGUCUUAAAACAACCAACACGUCCGCGUCGCAUCUCAUGGGCCAUAUUUAUUUCAAUUUAGUUCAAGUACCGUGCCUUGAGGAUCGACCCGAAGGCAGACAGUUCAGGGAUGCCAAACAGGGCUUCUAGCGACGUCUAGUGGCCAGUAGCUAAAUUAUCUGUUAUAAGCGCCAUCUAGUAGCGAGGAAAGUGUCUAUUCGUCAUUGCACUAUCAUUUACGAUGAUGUUAAUAGCAUUUAUAUAAAUUCAUUAUCUUGUAAAUAUAUAUAUAUAUAUAUAUAUA